GACAAGGUUACCGAUUGAAAUAGUUCAAGCCAUUGUGUUAUACUUGUCAUGUCAAGAUAUCAUGCGACUAUGCCAAGUGUCAAGAAGCCUAUGUGAAUAUUGUGAUGAUCCUGUGUAUUGGCGAUCAAUUUAUUUAGAGCCAGAAAACAAGCAGCUGUGGAAAGUACAAGAAUUAAUAUCGAUCAUUGGUAGACAUGCUGUUGAUAUUCAUUCCAUUCAUAUACGAGGAGCACAAGACGGAGUAAUUCAGUAUAUUCUAUCACACUGUGUGAAUCUAAAGGAGUUGAUCGUCUCUGGCUGGAACACACUUUCGGAUCAUUGUUUAGAUGUGCCGGGUAGAUUAAAUCUGAGAACGAUCAAAUUCAUUGCUCCAGAUUCAACAAGCUAUGUAUCGAUUGAUGCUCAUAGACUAGGCUGUCAUGUUCAUAUCCACGCAGAAACACUUUUAUCUGAACUUGAAAAUACAUCUCCAAGUUUGAAAUCAAUCACUUUGGCAACCAAGCAAACAUGGAAACAUGAACAUAUUGUCAAGCUGAUUCAAAUUUGUAGGAGUAUAGAAAAGAUACAACUUGUACCCGAUGCGGCCAAGGGGUUUAGUAACACAGAUGGAUUUGACAUUUGGUUGAUAAACAAGAUGAAUGAACUUACCGUGGGACACAUGUCUUUUAUGUCUGAUGAUAAUUAUAUAAUUUUAACAAGAUGAAUCUAUUUUUUUUUUUUCCACGCGGAAACUAGCUCGGAAAAAGGAAAUAGAAUAAUAAUUCUCUAGUAUUUUUUUGAAGUGAAAGCACAUGAUAUACCUAAUAAAUCCUC
Molecule: messenger RNA, 813 nt
Organism: Rhizopus microsporus ATCC 52813
Lineage: Eukaryota; Fungi; Mucoromycota; Mucoromycetes; Mucorales; Rhizopodaceae
Exons: 2
Coding region: 62-703 (213 amino acids)
Source: RefSeq, a predicted model, not a curated record